GGCGAGCUUCUGAACUCUAGAAUCCGACGUGUUAACUCGCUCCGCUACUUUAACUCAGUUUUCAGUCCCCGCUCAUAAAGUCAAACAUUACUUAAAAAUGCAAGUCCUUUCCAACUCUGGCAAACUCGCUAUGGUUUUAGGAACCAGAACGAUUCUCCUCCAUUCAAAUCACCGAUUCCCCCCCUCUUUGACUCACUUCAACUCAUUUCCUCUCCCUUCUCUUCAAUCCCAACCGAAUACCACUGCUUCCUCAGGGAUGUUUGGUGAUCGUUAUUUUCCAAUGCCUCGGCAUUCGAUUAAUACGAUUAUGUCAAAGAUAUGUUUUUCUAAGAAAGCUGGAACCACCUCCAAUGGCAUCCUUACUGGAAGACAUAGGGCUGCUAUUGCCACUGCAGAUGUUUGCGAUUCAAAUGCAGAACUUCUGGCAAACGGUGAUCUUCGUGCUCUUGAUCCACUCUUCAAGAUGUAUGGUCAAUGUCUUGCAUUUUCAGGGUCCAUCGUAACCGUUAAGGUGUUUGAGGACAACGUGUUGGUCCGACAGCUUCUUGAAUCCAAAGGCAAUGGAAGAGUUCUGGUUAUAGAUGGUGGGGGAAGCACAAGAUGUGCUCUGGUCGGAGGCAAUUUGGCUCAAACAGCUCGUGACAUGGGAUGGGCUGGUAUUGUUGUGAACGGCUGUAUUAGAGAUGUCAAUGAGAUUAAUGGAUGUGAUAUUGGGGUUCGAGCACUAGGUUCGAAUCCCUUGAAAUCAAAUAAAAAAGCUGUCGGUGAGAAGCACGUCCCGGUUAGGAUAGCGGGAACUUUGAUCCAUGAUGAGGAAUGGCUAUAUGCUGAUAGUGAUGGCAUUCUUAUCUCCAAAAUCAAACUCUCGGUUUAAAGCAGUAAUCUAUUGAUGGUUGGAUUUCGUGGCAAUCAAAUUUUCAGUUAUAUUAUUUGUUUCUUGGACAAUGACACCGGAAAAUACACAUGAAUAGAUACAUUGUCGGUUCUACUGAUUCAACCAAUUAUACACAUUGAGAUGUACUAAAAACAGUAGAGAUAGAAGAUGAUAAGUUAUGCAG
Molecule: messenger RNA, 1058 nt
Organism: Hibiscus syriacus
Lineage: Eukaryota; Viridiplantae; Streptophyta; Magnoliopsida; Malvales; Malvaceae
Product: putative 4-hydroxy-4-methyl-2-oxoglutarate aldolase 3
Exons: 3
Coding region: 98-874 (258 amino acids)
Biological process (GO): regulation of RNA metabolic process
Molecular function (GO): ribonuclease inhibitor activity
Source: RefSeq, a predicted model, not a curated record